AUGCGGGCCAAGGAGGAUGCGAAGCAUGCGAAACCACAAGACAAGAUUCAGGACGCGAUCCCUCGGCAAGGAUCUAAUGCUGCCGCGCAUGUGGAUGGUGCCAAUGACGAGCACCCAGUGAUCCCACCGGCGAACCCACCGGCGAAGCAGAGCGAGGAGAUGGAGGAGAUCCCCAUUGCGGGACGGACGAAGAUGACGAUCCCCAAGAACAAGGAUGCACAGGACUCAUCAUGGUCGGACUUGAAGCCCGAGGAACAGGAGGAAACUACGGACCACCUUGAGGCAAAGAGCGAGUUGAACUCGAUCCUGAAGCAAUCUCCUGGUAUGCUUGUCUUUGUCUUUUCCCCCGCAAAUUACGAACCCUGGAAGCUAACAGCUGUGCGUACUCUAGUGAUCAUCUUUUCCAAGUCCUACUGCCCCUACAGCAUGAAAGCAAAGUCGAUCCUCCUCGACCACUACUUGAUCUCCCCGAAGCCGUUCGUUGUCGAGUUGGAUCAACACCCGAUCGGAGCGGCUCUUCAGUCUCUUCUGGCACAGAAAACAGGGCGUCGGACCGUGCCCAAUGUGCUAGUGAAUGGAAAGAGCAUCGGCGGUGGAGAUGACAUCGCUUCCCUGGACCAUAGCGACGAGCUGGCAUCGAAGCUGCGGGAACUGGGGGGCAAAUGGGUGGCAGAUGUGAUACGGGCUCCUCCUAUGGAGGCGCACCUGUAA
Molecule: messenger RNA, 711 nt
Organism: Penicillium atrosanguineum
Lineage: Eukaryota; Fungi; Ascomycota; Eurotiomycetes; Eurotiales; Aspergillaceae
Product: glutaredoxin
Exons: 1
Coding region: 1-711 (236 amino acids)
Biological process (GO): cellular response to oxidative stress
Cellular component (GO): cytoplasm; fungal-type vacuole; Golgi lumen
Molecular function (GO): glutathione disulfide oxidoreductase activity
Source: RefSeq, a predicted model, not a curated record